UAGUGUUUUUCUCUGCCCGUGCUCACGCGACUUGCACGCAUACUUCCCGCCAGGAGUUGCGUAGAACCUCAGGGGGGGUUUCGUUGAAUUCGCCCAGACGCACCACCUGUGCGUUAAUCUUCUUAGGAAGCCAAUCAAGCAGUCAGCUUGAGCUUCUGACGGUCAUUCUGCAGCAAAGUUCCAGAGCUUGCGAGAUCUGUUCGCUAGCUCUCCCUAAUAGUAUCCGAGUCGGAGAUUCGAAGCAUUCUGGCCGAGAAUUCAGUGUUUGAAACUGAAUAUAUUUGUGUUCGGUAUCUACGUACGAAAGAAACAACUGUUACCUGUGAACAUUAACUACUUAUUCUGAUAAGGAAAAGUCAUCCAUGAAGUCUAAGGUAUGUACAGGUGGCGCUCAUUGUUUCUAAGAAUGAAGACUGACAAUAAAAACGACCUCGAUAACGAGGGUAUUAGACCCAUGAGCCCAGAUGGAGAGAAUCCGGGUUUGAACGGUGUAAUUGUUAAUGGUGGACAUAAAGUUACAGCUGUGCAUCACGAGGAAAGUAGCACCAGACUUCUUCAGGCAUUUAAUGAAACAGGAGGUGCAGUAGAAGAAGUGAAUUGCGAAGAAACAGAAAAGUAUUAUUGUGAGCUAUGGUCCUGUCGACCAAAAUGGCUCCAGCCUUUCGCUAAUAAGAAAGCGUUCCUUGUAGUGUUCUGUCUCACCAGUGUCCUUCAGGGCAUGUAUUACACAUACUUUGUCAGUGUUCUAACUACAAUAGAAAAACGCUAUCAGAUUCAAAGCAAGACAGCUGGUAUUGUAAUGUCAGCCACAGAAAGUGGACAGAUAGGUGGCGCUUUGUUGUUAACCUAUUAUGGUGGACUAGGGCAUCGGCCACGAUGGAUAGCCUGUGGGACUUUGUUGUGUGCAAUAGCAUGUUUUUUGUGUUCCGCUCCUCACUUUCUUUUCAGUGAGGAGUUCUUUGUAUCGCCUUCUCUCAGGAAUGACGAUAACAGCUCCUCGUUAACUGUACGUCAGCUGCAUUCUGAGUUGUGCCAUGUAGCCAUUCAACAGUCGUCGACUAAACCUCCUUCCUGGGAAGAUUCAUCUCACGCCAUUGAAGGUUUGACCUCCACCAUGUCCUCCAACAGUUCCAUCAACCAGUACGUUCAGUCUUCAGAUAAUAUUUCCUAUCCCGUUCCUCAAGCGGAACCCUACUGGAACCAUGGAGGGAGUUACUGCGACACUUCCGACGCACCGGCGCAGUACAAAAGAGUUACCAAAACAGUUCUUGCCAUUUUCUUUGUGAGUCUUCUCUUCAUAGGUAUUGGUGCCAUGGCAGUGUAUACUCUGGGAAUCCCAUACAUAGACGAUAAUGUAGCUACUAGAGAAUCGCCACUAUACUUUGCCAUCACGAUCGGAGUACGAAUAUUUGGACCAGUGUUUGGCUUCCUGCUCGGUUCCUUCUGUACCAGCGUAUACGUGAAUUUUCCAUUCGAAAAUCCAACUCACCUGACCUCGAAUGACCCUCAAUGGGUAGGGGCUUGGUGGUUAGGAGUAUUUCUGGUGGGGGCAGCACUCAUCUUGGUUGCUUUUCCAAUGGCUGCUUUCCCGCGGAAACUUCCUCAGACUCCUUCUUCUCCUAACCGCCAGGUGGCAGUUGUGCAAACUAACGGGCAGUCCAACGGAGGUAUGUUUGAUAAACACCCACAAAGAAAAGCGUUACUAGGCAACCACGCAUCCCACGAAGAACAUUCGAAUAGACCCAGUGCAAGAUCUUUCUCACAAGCUAUGAGAAGGUUGCUAAGGAACGAUAUUCUUUUGUGUCGAACAGCUAGUAGUGUUCUCCAUAUUCUUCCUAUUGCUGGCCACUAUACGUUCCUUCCAAAGUAUCUGGAAAGUCAGUUUCAGGUGAACCCUGCCAAAGCCAACAUGAUUUCUGGCAUCGCGGGAAUCCUUGUCAUGGGAGUGGGAAUCUUCACUAGUGGUACACUCAUGCGUAAAUUCAAGCCUGGUGCUCGAGUGGUGGCGUGCUGGAUUGCCCUAGCGACUUUUGCCUAUUCCAUAGGGAUGGUCCUACUCAUGUUUGUUGGGUGCCCACUUAACAUUCAAAUCGACAUGGAUGGAACUGGAGAAAUCGCGUCAUCUACCGGAACAAAUUGUAACGAGACUUGUAGCUGUCGCUCGGGGGUUUUUGCGCCAGUUUGUGGCGCUGACGGUGUGACGUACUUAUCACCAUGUUUGGCUGGUUGCACUGGAGUUUCUGCUGAAUUUCAUGAAGAAUACAUGUACAGCGACUGUCAAUGUCUAGGAACAAACAUGACAGCUACCAAUGGCUAUUGUCCACUUCAGUGCGAUAGUCUGGUCUGGUAUACCAUCAUCUUCUCGCUCUUCAUCCUCAUCCACUCAACAUCCGAGGUCGGCUCCAUGUUAUUAACAUUAAGAUGCGUUGAACCGGAAGACAAAGCUAUGGCUCUGGGCCUGAUAUCUUUCGCUAUUGGUCUAUUUGGUAAUGUGCCUUGUCCAAUAAUUUAUGGGGCUGUAGUGGAUUCUGCCUGUUUGUUUUGGGAGGAUAACUGUGGUGAGCCUGGAGCCUGUCGUGUCUACGAGCCGGCCAAGUUCCGUAUGUAUUUCCACGGCAUUACGGCCAUCAUCAUGUUUUCGGCCUUCCUAAUGGAUGCUCUCGUAUGGUAUAAGUCCAACUCCAUUCAAUUUCACGUAGAUGAGGAAAACGAUCAACCAGAGGAAAUAGUGCCCGUGAAUGUCAUAUACUGCACUCAGUUUGAGACUAGUGUCUAAUAAGGGACGGUUUUGCUCAUCAGAGAGAGAUCCAGAAACAAGCUUUUUUAUCCUACAUUUAAUUUUAUCUUAUAUGAAAACCUUGACCAGUGGUAUAGCUUAGACUGUUUGUUGUGAUUAAAGGAGAGCUUUCCACAGUUUUUUUUUUUUAAUCCAAUUGCUGACCUCGUCGUUAUGAUGGGGCCACAAAAACGGGUCCCUGACUAGUUUCAGUUUGUAAAAAACCUCAUGAUCAAAAGCGGAAAGUCUCAUCCAGCCUUUGUAAAAGGGGGGAGACUUGGUUGUUUUUUUUGGGGGGGGGGAGUGAGCUGGGAACAAACAUUCUUGAUCAAGCACAUCAUCUUACAGGAAGUUUAUAGUUGUUGCAUGGAAAGCGACUCUAAAAAGAAAGAGCUUAAGUACCCAGAAGUCAAGAUUGGAACGCUGGGUUUGAAAUGUUAGCCGAACAUUUACUUUACUGGAAUUCUCCGGCUUUAAAAUAUUAGAAUAAUACAAAUGAUUCGGAGAGCAAAGAAGAGACGAUUCUCUAUUUUGAUAAAGGAUGAGAGAUGAUUAAAAAAAAACACGAAAACGAAGGUUCAAACUAAUUGAUGUUUCGUGAAAAAUAACGUAAUUUCCAUUUCUAUUGUAUAACUGUUUAAUUCUCGUGAACUUUUAUAUCGUACAUUCUGUUCGUUUCUUGUUAAUGUCUUAGCUUCACUUGUUGGUGCUAAUUUCACCCACGUGAGUAUUUCAAAUUAAAUGCGCUAAUCUACAACAAGGAAAAUACAGUGUCGAGUGGUGUAUUUGUAUUUGGGUCUGACUUGUACAUUAGAAAGGGCUCCAUGUUCUAUUGAGAAAAUAUUAAAAAAAAAACAAACUAUUUACUGAUUAAUCACAUAAUUACAGUGACAAAUCAAAACCCCAAAGCGGGGCGAUCAUGAACAAGCCCUUAGUGAGCAUGCGCAUUAAUAAUGAUAAUCAAGAUGAAAAAAAAAACCGACAUUAUUAGCAGUAUUGUUCUGUCACGAUAACGUCAGAUUAUCAGAAGAUAGAUUAAAUUUGGUGAUCAUUUUAGAUAAAACUAAAACCCGCUUGAGAUUUUUAAUGAAGUGUUAAAACUGCUUUCGGCUUCGAAGGUGCGAUUUUUCAGGUGUUUAUAAUCUCGAAAAAAAGAAGAAGAUAGAAAUAAAAUUAUUGCUCACUAGUUACCUCUGGUGGAAGUUUUUCUGUAAUUUAAAAUGUCUACUUUUUUACGAGAUUGCUUGGGUAAAAUUUAUUUAUAUAAAAAAAAACAAUAUUUCUGUUAUUUAUUGGAACUUGCAAAACAAUAUUUUUUAUGUACACGCGCGCAUCGAAUCAUCAUUAGUUAUUGAUGUUCUCUUACAUAUAAAAUAAAAAAGGUAAUGCAAGGUUAAGAGAGGUUGAACUUUUGGAAACAACUUAAAAAUGUAAUGGACUAAACAUUUUCAUAGAAAAAGUGUUUCAAGAUGUAAGUAGACUGGGUCAUUUUUGUGUGACACGAUUAAAUUAUUGCUUUAUCAAGCUAAAGGAACUAGUACGUCUCGGAUGCUCUGGUAUGUUGCUGUUACUCGGAUAGUUAGCUGUUCUUUGGACUAUUAGCUAGUGCUCAGGUAAUGCUGCUGUUGCUCGAAUGAUUAGCAGUUAUUAUUGUAAUAUCACCAUCGUUCGGAUAGUUAACUGUUACUCUGGUAUUGCCGCCAUCUUUCGGGCAGUUAACUGUUGCUCGGGUAAUGUCGCCAUUGUUCGGAUAGUUAACUGUUACUCGGGUAUUGCCGCCAUCUUUCGGGCAGUUAACUGUUGCUCGGGUAAUGUCACCAUCUUUCGGGUAGUUAACUGUUACUCGGGUAUUGCCGCCAUCUUUCGGGCAGUUAACUGUUGCUCGGGUAAUGUCGCCAUUAUUCGGAUAGUUAACUAUUGCUUGGGUAAUGUCGCUAUGAUUAGUGUAAUUAGCUACUGCUCCGAUAAUUAGUGAUUUUCUCGAGUAGGUAGAUGCUAUUUAGGUAGUUGCUCGAAUAAUCUCCUGUUAUUAGUAUAUUGCUGCUAAUAUAACUUCCCUGGUAUACUUCGCUGUAGUCUGGGUAGUGUUAUUCAAAUAUUGUUAGUUAUGGCUUUGGAAGUGUUGCAGAUUUUCGGGUAACCAGCUGUAAACUAGUAAGACAAACACAGGAACAUCUUCACACAACAUGUAGAACGGAAGAAGUCUAUAUAUUUGUUUUUUAAUCUCUUAGCUGUAUUAUAAUAUAAUAUUUUAAAGGUAAUGCUAGUUUCGAGAACAACAAUUUGACGAACGAAAAAGUAAAGUAAUUUUACAGGCAUCUUUUUUACUUUUCUAAGUGAAAGUUUUUUAAAUUUUGCUUAAUCACAAUAUUAAAUCCAGUUUUAUCAUAGUGGUUUUGGAGUCAAAAACCGGAAUCUGUGAGAAAACACUAUUAUCAGUUUGGAUGAAAAUAACUCCAGUUUUAUAGUGUCUGAUAAGCUAGCAUUUAUUUGUGUGUUUUUCUCUACACAGUACAUUUUAUGUUCUUAAUGCUCGAAAACGUUUCUAAUGAAGGUAUCGUUAUUGAAAAAGCUCAGUUCAGUAUGAUUUUGGAAAAGUACGAUUUGCAGGGAGAAAUUAUAUAUGUGUUGAAAAAUAUACACAAUUUACUCAACUAUUAUGAAGAGUAACGUAGAAGUUCGCUUAAAUACUGUGUCAUUUUUGUUGCCAAAGUCAUGUUACGUCCUCUCACCAGUUCCAUGGAGUGUCACAACAGAUGUAGAGAUUUAUGUGUACAUUUAAAGAUAUAGUUUGUCAUUAUAUAAUACAGAGUUCCACUGCAGAAAGAAUGUAUACAUUUAUAUAAUAGUAGUUAUAUAUCUAUUAGAAAAAACAAAAUAAAAUAAAUGCCGGAUAAUGUUUGUUAUUUGUCAUGAGUAAUCGAUACUCUUCCCAGUAGUGUAUAUAGUUUGAUCAACAAAAUAUAUAAUGAAAUAUAAUGUAGUUUUUAAGGAAGAACAGAGAAGCCCUUGUACAUAUUGUAAUGUUAUUUUGAAAUAAAGCAGAUACAUGGAGAUUUUAAUUUUGGAAUGUACAUGUACAAAUGACUAUGAACUGUGCCUAUUAUGUUUGUCUUGAGGAAAGCUGUAAUUCCAGAAACACUGAAGUUUUCUGUUUUGUAAGAGUUAAAGGUUAUAAAAGGAAUAAAGCGUUUCAAAGAGGAA
Limulus polyphemus (Atlantic horseshoe crab) is the source of this 5980-nucleotide messenger RNA. Its product is annotated as solute carrier organic anion transporter family member 3A1-like. Gene Ontology annotation, molecular function: protein binding. The transcript has 10 exons. Gene Ontology annotation, biological process: sodium-independent organic anion transport; transmembrane transport. The record is from RefSeq and is a predicted model, not a curated record. NCBI's taxonomy places the organism in Eukaryota, Metazoa, Arthropoda, Merostomata, Xiphosura, Limulidae. The coding region runs from base 377 to 2776 and encodes 799 amino acids. Gene Ontology annotation, cellular component: membrane.